Messenger RNA from Symphalangus syndactylus (siamang), 6738 nucleotides. RefSeq names its product ribosomal oxygenase 1 (gene RIOX1). Gene Ontology annotation, cellular component: nucleolus. NCBI's taxonomy places the organism in Eukaryota, Metazoa, Chordata, Mammalia, Primates, Hylobatidae. Gene Ontology annotation, molecular function: histone H3K4 demethylase activity; histone H3K36 demethylase activity. The record is from RefSeq and is a predicted model, not a curated record.
UUUGACCCAGCACUUUUAUUUCUGGGAGUUUAUCUUAAAUGAUUCAAAUGAAGACAAGGAAUCUUUAUGUACAAAGCAAUUAGUUGCAUGACAGACAGUGACCAUGUUCUCAAAAAUUACACCCUCAUGCCACCACAUUGCCUGUUAAAUUAGAGGCCCAGAUUGAAGAACCCGAGUUUAAGAGCCAGAGAAGUUGUAGCUAAAGAAACAAAAUCCCAGAGGGGCAGGAAGGGCAGAUAUCAAGAAUCCAAGUAGAGAAAUUCAUAACUUCUUUUUCAGAGAGAGGACAAUGAAUUUGAGAAUUUGUAUUGGAGAAAGGAGGGAGAGAAGUUAGGUGGAGGAAUUCCUAGAUAAGGCUUCAAUCAGUGAAUUCAUCUGCAGAGCAGAAGUUUAUGCAGAACUCAAGCUGCCUGGGGGCAUUCCUUGAAAACAAGAAAUCUGCACUUUUUGGUAGGAAGCUGCCGGUGGAACAUCCUGUUCAGAAAUGAGGACAUCCAAGGAACACUGCAAUGUGCAGAGACUAGAAGGAAAAAACAGUCAAGUAGCCAUUUCUCCUGGGGAGUCUCUAGUAACUUGAUUUUGUGCUUCUUGUUGUUUUUUGAGACGGAGUGUCACUCUGUCGCCCAGGCUGCAGUGCAAUGGCACGAUCUCGGCUCAAUGCAACCUCCACCUCCCAAGUUCAAGCAAUUCUCCUGUCUCAGCCUCCCGAGUAGCUGGGACUACAGGUGCAAGCCACCACCCCUGGCUAAUUUUUGUAAUUUUAAAAAUUAUUAUUUAUUUUUAUUUUUUUGAGGCAGAGUCUCGCUCUGUCGCCCAGGCUGGAGUGCAGUGGCGCGAUCUUGGCUCACUGCAAGCUCUGCAUCCCGGGUUCAUGCCAUCCUCCUGCCUCAGCCUCCCGAGUAGCUGGGACUACAGGUGCAAGCCACCACCCCUGGCUAAUUUUUGUAAUUUUAAAAAUUAUUAUUUAUUUUUAUUUUUUUGAGGCAGAGUCUCGCUCUGUCGCCCAGGCUGGAGUGCAGUGGCGCGAUCUUGGCUCACUGCAAGCUCUGCAUCCCGGGUUCAUGCCAUCCUCCUGCCUCAGCCUCCCGAGUAGCCAGGACUACAGGUGCCCACCACCACGUCCGGCUAAUUUUUUGUAUUUUUCUUGUUUAGUAGAGAAGGGGUUUCACCGUGUUAGCUAGGAUGGUCUCGAUCUCCUGACCUCGUGAUCCGCCCGCCUCGGCCUCCCAAAGUGCUGAGAUUACAGGCGUGAGCCACCGCGCCCAGCCAAUUUUUGUAAUUUUAGUAGAGACGGGGUUUCACCAUAUUGGUCAGGCUGGUCUCGAACUCCUGACCUCAGGUGAUCCACACGCCUCAGCCUCCGAAAGUGCUAGGAUUACAGUCGUGAACCACCGCGCUUGGCCGCAACUUGAUUUUUAAAUUGCUCUCUGAGUGUAGAUUCCUUGUUUGUUUGGCAAGGGUUCUCGCCGCUGCCGCUACAGCUUGAAGCCAAACAUUUAAUGAAAGCGAGCGGGAGGGGCCGAAUAGAGGAAUGAUGGGCGUGGCCAACCCCGAGGGGGCUGAAGGCCGCGCCCCCUUCCCAGAGUGCACCGCAGCCGCUGCAUUCAGGAACCGCUUCAGCUUCGGCCCCCGCCGGGCGGGGAAGACGGUCUGGUGUGGUCUGGUCAUGGAUGCGCUCCAGGCCAGUGCAGGGCCGUUGAGGCGCGGGCGGCCGAGGCGCCGGCGCAAGCCACAGCCACACAGCGGGUCGGUCCUGGCCCUGCCCUUGAGGCCCAGGAAGAUACGAAAGCAGCUGAGAAGUGUUGUAUCCCGCAUGGCAGCGCUGAGGACGCAGACGCUGCCUAGCGAGGAUUCGGAGGACUCGAGGGUGGAGUCGACGGCAGACGACCUGGGGGACGCGCUACCCGGUGGGGCGGCGUUGGCGGCCGUCCCGGACGCAGCCCGGCGAGAGCCAUACGGCCACCUGGGGCCCGCAGAGCUGCUGGAGGCCUCGCCCGCCGCACGCUCCUUGCAGAGCCCGCCGGCGCGCGUGGUGGAGGUGCCCGCCGCGCCGGCCCGGGUGGUGGAGACCUCGGCCCUGCUGUGCACCGCGCAGCACUUGGCGGCCGCCCAGUCGUCCGGGGCCCCUGCGACGGCGCCGGGGCCGCAGGUGGAUAACACGGGUGGGGAGCCGGCCUGGGACUCCCCGCUGCGGCGCGUCUUGGCCGAGCUGAACCGCAUCCCCAGCAGCCGGCGGCGAGCGGCCCGCCUCUUUGAGUGGCUCAUUGCGCCCAUGCCGCCAGAUCACUUCUACCGGCGCCUAUGGGAGCGCGAGGCGGUGCUGGUGCGGCGGCAGGACCACACCUACUACCAGGGACUUUUCUCUACCGCCGACCUGGACUCGAUGCUGCGCAACGAGGAGGUGCAGUUCGGCCAGCACUUGGACGCCGCUCGCUACAUCAACGGGCGACGCGAGACCCUGAACCCACCCGGCCGCGCGCUGCCCGCCGCCGCGUGGUCCCUGUACCAGGCCGGCUGCUCCCUGCGCCUCCUCUGUCCGCAGGCUUUCUCUACCACUGUGUGGCAGUUUUUGGCUGUGCUUCAAGAGCAGUUUGGAAGCAUGGCAGGCUCCAACGUUUACCUCACGCCCCCUAACUCGCAGGGCUUUGCCCCCCACUACGACGACAUCGAGGCCUUCGUGCUGCAGCUGGAAGGUAGGAAACUCUGGCGUGUAUACCGACCCCGAGUCCCAACCGAGGAACUGGCUCUGACAUCCAGCCCCAACUUCAGUCAGGACGACCUCGGUGAGCCGGUGCUGCAGACCGUGCUGGAACCUGGAGAUUUGCUGUAUUUUCCUCGGGGCUUCAUUCACCAAGCUGAAUGCCAGGAUGGAGUCCACUCUCUGCACCUCACCUUGUCCACGUACCAGCGCAAUACCUGGGGUGACUUCUUAGAGGCCAUACUGCCUCUGGCAGUGCAGGCUGCAAUGGAAGAAAAUGUGGAGUUUCGGAGGGGUCUGCCCCGAGACUUCAUGGAUUACAUGGGGGCCCAGCAUUCAGAUUCUAAGGAUCCGCGAAGAACCGCUUUCAUGGAGAAGGUGCGGGUCUUGGUUGCCCGCCUGGGACACUUUGCUCCUGUUGAUGCUGUGGCCGACCAGCGAGCCAAAGACUUCAUGCACGAUUCUCUGCCCCCUGUUUUGACUGAUAGGGAGAGGGCACUAAGUGUUUACGGGCUUCCGAUUCGCUGGGAGGCUGGAGAACCUGUAAACGUCGGGGCCCAGUUGACAACAGAAACAGAAGUCCACAUGCUUCAGGAUGGGAUAGCUCGGCUGGUGGGUGAGGGGGGCCAUUUGUUUCUCUAUUACACAGUGGAAAACUCCCGUGUGUAUCAUCUGGAAGAACCCAAGUGCUUGGAAAUAUACCCCCAGCAAGCUGAUGCCAUGGAACUGUUGCUUCGUUCUUACCCAGAGUUUGUGAGAGUGGGGGACCUGCCCUGUGACAGUGUGGAGGACCAGCUUUCCUUGGCAACCAUGUUGUAUGAUAAGGGGCUGCUGCUCACCAAGAUGCCUCUAGCCCUAAAUUAGUUUCUUGUUGAUUGCUGGAAACAAGUUGGAAGAAACUUCCCCAAAUCUGACAAGUGAAUAUUCUCAUGGUUGGUGGAAAAGCGCCUGAUGUACCAGAAAGAGCACUGGACUUGGAACCAGAAGACCUGGGUUUGGGGUGGUAGCUGGUAGGCAGCUGGCUGAGUGACCUGAGGCUGCUGCUACACUCGGGCACACAGAUUUUAGUGAAGAAUGAUGAACUUGUGAAAGUUCAGGUAUGGGUGGGCUGAGUGUGGAGUGGGAGAGUAGAGCCAGCCCAAGGGAAAAGGGCAGAAUGCUGGGUCAGGAGUUUGAUGCACUUGCCCUGUUAGCAUUGAGAUAGGAGCUGCCUUAUUGGUAACUAUUGGCACUAAACUACUUGGUUAUACCUAAGUUAUAUCAGAUCUCAACUGAUUGUAUGUUCCUGUGAGGCUCUUCCUAGUUAGUUAGUAUUUUAUAAUUUUGUGAGAUUAUUUUUAGUACAUAGAAAGGGGAUUGCCUAGAUGCUAAUGGUGCUUCAGCCCAUGAACUGGGAGCCCUAGGACAUGAAUCGUGGGUAAUGAUGGGAAGUAGCCACAUUCCCGUUAUUAACCCCUGCCUUCCCUGUUAGCUUCCUGCUUACAUGCUUCAGGAAUUGCCUGGGCACUCCACUUUUCUGGCGUUUCAGGGAAGACCUUAGAUAGCUGCUUGUUGUACCGAUUUAGGUUUUCCAAGACAAUCUGGUCUCUCUUCGCACCAAUCUGGUGGAUGAUCUGGACUUCAUCUGUGAACAGACAAAGAAACAAUGAGUGCCCUAUAACCUCCCUCUUUCCUUUCUCCCUGGGUUCCCAAUCACCAGGAUCAGACCCAACUUCCUUUUGCCCUAAUCUAAGCCCCUAGGAUCCAUGACUGCCAUACUCUGGGGCAUCCCUUGAAGGUGGCCAUUGCUUAGAAAUAUCACAGCAAUAAAUCACUAUAGUGUCUGUGGGAAAAAAAAAAAGAAAUAUCAUAGCUAGUCACCUCAUUAGAGGCCUGGGAGCCAAGGAUGGUGCUUUCCCUCCUAAGGCAGAACCUAUGGCCGGGUGUGGUGGCUCACACCUGUAAUCUCAGCACUUUGGGAGGCCGAGGUGGGUGGAUCACAUGGUCAGGAGUUCGAGACCAGCCUGGGCAACAUUGUAAGACCCCCGUCUCUACAAAAAAAUACAAAAAUUAGCUGGGUACAGCUACUCAGGAGGCUGAGGCAGGAGAAUCAAUUGAGCCUGGGAGGUGGAGGUUGCAAUGAAGAUAGCACCACUGCACUCCAGCCUAGGCAAUGGGAGUGAAACCGUUUCAAAAAUAAGAAAAGAACCGGCUGGGCACCGUGGCUCACGCCUGUAAUCCCAACACUUUGGGAGGCCGAGGAGGGCAGAUCAUAAGGUCAAGAGAUUGUGACCAUCCUGGCCAACAUGGUGAAACCCUGUCUCUACUAGAAAUACAAAAAUUAGCUGGGCAUGGUGACGCAUGCCUAUAAUCCCAGCUACUUGGGAGGUGGAGGCGGAGGUUGCAGUGAGCCAAGAUUGUGUCACUGCACUCCAGCCUGGCGACAGAGCAAGACUCUGUCUCAAAAGAAAAGAAAACAAGAAAAUAACCUAUGUAACCACUUAGAGGCCUUAUCCCUUAUAAAAAGCUGGAUACUAAAAAAGAGGCACCUGAUUAAUCCCAUCAGUCAUGAAUACCUUAGAGUCAUUUUGUUAAACACUUUGAGAAGACUUUCAACUGCAGCAGUUUAGGAACAAGAUGGGGCUUGGGAAGAAGAAACAGCUUGGAACACGAAGACCUAGAUCGAGUAUCCUGGAAGCCCAGGCAUCUAAGGGACAGCAGUAGGGACGGGGAAGGUGGCGAACAUUUACUGAACACCUUAAACAGACAUUGGGCAAGAAGCAUUACAGAUGCUUUCUCAUCUACUCUACUCAAAGUGCAUUUUUGUUAACAUCACUUCACAUAUAAGGUACUUGUGGCUGAGAGGAAUUAUAUAAUUUACUGAAGGUUACUAAAAAAAUACUGAGCCAGGAUUUAAACCCAAAUGUGCCUGACUCCAAAGCCCUGAUUUUUUCCAACAUAGCACCUUGGUGGGAGAAUAUCUCCAAGUGGAAGAAUAUCUUGAAGUGAGAGAAGGGAGAAGCGUGGACAGAGAAGAGAUGGAUUGUUCCCAAAGUCUUGCCUACUUUACGGUUCCACCCUUCAUUGCCUCUUUAGUAAGAUGGAGGGAUAGAGAAAGCGGGGAGAGAGAGCAGUUCCCUCCCUGUUAGUUAUCACUCCCCUACCCGACUCCUGUGCUAGUGUGGGUGCUGGGUCAUGAACAUGAAAACCUGGGUCAUCCAGGGCUCUUCUCCAUACCCACAACUGUUUCCAGCCCCCAGCGACCUUCCACCUCCCUGGCCCAUGUCCCCCUGGGCCCCUACCACAGGGGCCCAGCUCUAUUACCAAAGUAAAUCUCCUGUUCAAAGGUGUUGUCUGUGGAGUAGGCAAACUUUCCAGCUCGGGGAGUCACCUGGCGAAAGUAGCUCUGGGUUUGGGGCUGGGAGAGGCUCAUCUUUUCAUGGAUGUCCUCAAUGGUCUUAUUGCCAGGCAUGAUUUCAAUUGUCUCUGCUUGUUGGAAGUAACUGGGCAAUCUUGGCAGGGGUGAGAAAGGAGGGAAAAGGGGGAGAGAGUAGGAGGUGAUCCCCCUUUCCAUUAAAUCCACAGCUUGUUCCCUUUCCUCUUUAAGCUCAGCUCCUAUACACGUGAGCAUUGCAGAACACCAAUGUUUAACUUUUAGCCUUGUCCCCAUGGUGCCAGUUGAAUGUGGAGCUGCCAGAAGGGCCUGUCUACAGCCGUCCUGCCCGGCUACUGAAGGAUCCAUGCCUUCUGCAGCCACCAAGCAGCAGGGCAGAGCGGCGGUGCUCCAGCAUAACCCUUUUUUUAACAUUUGUACCCUUAGAGGCGGCAUGGCCUUGGGGAAGGGAUCCCACCUCCUUCGUCAUCUCACUCUGUCUAUUCUGUGUGUGGUUAUUUAAUGUCCUGCCACCUGGUGGUGGACAGGCUGUAAGCUCCUUAAAGGUACAUAUCUGUGUCUGUUGCUUUUACAUUUUAUUCCCAGCACUUUGCAGAGUACCUGGAAAGUAUCAAGAACAUAAUUUAUAUUUGUCCAAUAAAUGAAUAAAUAAAUGGAUUUCCACUGA